Molecule: messenger RNA, 1597 nt
Organism: Notolabrus celidotus (New Zealand spotty)
Lineage: Eukaryota; Metazoa; Chordata; Actinopteri; Labriformes; Labridae
Gene: ascl1a
Product: achaete-scute family bHLH transcription factor 1a
Exons: 2
Coding region: 135-734 (199 amino acids)
Biological process (GO): regulation of transcription by RNA polymerase II; developmental process
Molecular function (GO): RNA polymerase II transcription regulatory region sequence-specific DNA binding; protein dimerization activity; DNA-binding transcription factor activity, RNA polymerase II-specific
Source: RefSeq, a predicted model, not a curated record
GGCAGCAUCCCAGGGACUGCCCCCACUGAAACAAGUGCGCGUGAAGCCAACCACUACACGUGAACGGCACGAGCGGGACGCACCGCCCUGAGACUCUGUGACUCUUCAGACUUUGUGUGGUUUUUCUCCUGGGGAUGGACCUCACAGCCAAGAUGGAAAUUAACGUCAGCCAGCAGCAGCUCCUUCCUCCCGCGUGCUUCUUCGCCGCGGCUGCGCAGAGCAUCCAGCUGAGCCCGAGCGGCAGCAGCCAGAGCAGCGGCAAGUCCGGGUCCAAGCAGCCCAAGAGGCAGCGCUCCUCUUCCCCGGAACUGCUGCGCUGCAAGAGGAGGCUCAACUUCGCAGGGUUCGGCUACAGUCUCCCGCCGCAGCAGCCGCACGCGGUGGCCCGGAGGAACGAGAGGGAGCGGAACCGGGUCAAACUGGUCAACAACGGCUUCGCCACCCUGCGGGAGCACGUGCCAAACGGUGCAGCCAACAAGAAGAUGAGCAAAGUGGAGACGCUGCGCUCUGCGGUGGAGUACAUCCGCGCCCUGCAGCAGCUGCUGGACGAACACGACGCGGUCAGUGCGGCGUUCCAGUCCGGAGUCCUGUCCCCCACCAUGUCUCAGGGGUACUCUGCAGACAUGAACUCCAUGGCGGGGUCACCCGUGUCCUCAUACUCAUCGGAUGAGGGCUCCUACGACCCCCUGAGUCCAGAGGAGCAGGAGCUGCUGGACUUCACCAACUGGUUCUGAGCAUCUGUAUGAGGAUUAUGGAUCAACUCAUUUAACUGCUGUAGUGCGCGUGGGAUGGUCCAGGAGGAGGCUGGCAGUCCUCAACCAACAAGACGCACUGUGCACGCGUCUUGGCCCUGCGUCCUGGACCCCCGGUCCUCCCAGACCCAGCAGACAGACUCGGCCUUAAAGUCCUGAACACUCUGGGGAAAGUCAGGCCAGAGGAUUAAAGGAAGACGGGUCUCCUGACAGCGUGGGAAUCCAGACUUCUGUGCAUUUGUCCAUGUUUUAAAAAAACAAACCCCUAAAGUGAAGUCCCGCUCUUCUGCAGCACACUAAACUCAUUAUUUAACACGUCGCUCUUCAACUAUGCUAAACCCAAUCACAGAACAGAUACCCUUUGGUAAACCUCUCAGAAAAUGCUUCCAAGUCUCGGAUUUAUUCUAUGAAAUUCUAUAUCGAACGCUUUUUUGAAAUAUAUUAAGAUAUUUUUGUAUGUAAGAGAUUUAUAGAUGUUUUGUACACAUCCUUUUUGUAUAUAUUUUGUCUAUAUAUUGCGAAGUUGCUUGUAUACCUCCUGCCUAUGUAGACGUGUAGUCUAUUGUUCUCUGGCUCUUGUGUUCCUGAGGUCUCCACAAGGAGUUUGACACUCCGCCCUUUUUAUUCUAUAGCACCGAUGUGUCUUAUUUAAUAGCAAAACCAUGUUAUUGCAUUCAAAUGUCAUGAAGUUCACAAUGAUCAAAACUUAUGCAGCUACUGUCCAAACAGAGCGCAAUGUCCAUGCAUUGUCUCUACACUGCCAGCUCGAUGUUGUCUUCACAUUAAAGACGUCUUAUAACCGUAUUUUCUACACAAGUCCAAAAAAUAAAUGAUUUGCUACUGAA